Molecule: messenger RNA, 2787 nt
Organism: Diceros bicornis minor
Lineage: Eukaryota; Metazoa; Chordata; Mammalia; Perissodactyla; Rhinocerotidae
Product: basic proline-rich protein-like
Exons: 5
Coding region: 134-1678 (514 amino acids)
Source: RefSeq, a predicted model, not a curated record
CGAAGGCCAGAAAGGGCCAACCUCACCGCCCAGAAAUCCUCACCUGGGGGUGGCCGGCGCGGGAGAGGCGGCCCCCUCCGGCUGGAAGCUCACGCAACUUUUCCCCUCCCCACCCCCACCGCCGAGGAAAGGGAUGUUGCUCCCGACGCCCCGGAAGCCUCUGCCACCGAGUCCCCUGAGCAGUGGAAGGCCUCGGCGGCAGCCAGGGCCGGAAAAAGCGACGGCAGAGGACUCGGAGCUGAAACCAUCACACUGGACCGCGCCUGGGGAGGGAAGUAAAUCAGCAGCCGCCCGCAGAGAACUCAGCAAAAAGGAAAAUAAAAGAGGAAAAGGGGAGUUCCUCAGGGCGUACCCCUGUCCAGCUUCCUUAAAGGCCGGCGGGUGGGAUAGCAAGACCCCCAUUACCCGCCCAGACCCCUGCCUCCCCCGCCCGCGCGGGCUCGCUCCGGGCCUAGGCGGCCGCCCGAGACCUCACUUACCCUCGGCGCCUGGCGGGUGCUCUGGCCUCGGGCCGCCUCCGCCUCUCCCGCUCCCAGCGGCCCCCGGACGGGCGGGAGCACAGGGCCGGCCGCUGCACGAAGGACGGCAAGAGGCUCCGCCACCGUCAGAACCCGCGACUCAGCUCUCGGUAAAUAGGAAACCGGUGGAGGGGGGAGGAGCGGCGGCACCGCAACUUCCCUCCCCGCCUGGAGCGCCGCCGCCCGGGCCCGGGCCUAGGCCUCCCUGGCCGCUGCCGCCGGAGCGGGUACCGGAGUCCGCUACGUGCCCCCGCUGGGCCGCCGCCGCCUCCAGCGCCGCCGCUUCCGCCAGUGAAUGGUCAGCGCUGGAGUUUGAACAGGGCCCUGAACCAUCUCAACGCCAUUUGCGCUCCCGGCCCCCACCUCCUUCCUCCAACAGCCGCUCGCUCCGUCACUCCGCUUCCCACAGGCCCCGCGCGGCCGCCCGACCCCGCAGCCAAUCGCGCGGCCGCUUACUCAAACCGCCGCGCAGGCGCCGCGCCCCGCAUGCUCUGGCGCCCGCCAUUGGCCCGGCCGCGGGGACCGACGGGACUUGUAGUCAGCGUCCGGGAGGUCGAGCUGUCGAGAGCUGGGCGCGGGAGCGGGCGGCGGGAGGAGUGUUGGCGGCGGGCCUGGCCCGUCCGGGCCCGGGAGCCAGUUCCAGUUCCCGGCCCCGCCGGGAGACGCAGGUGCAGCGGGGGAAGGCCGGGGGCGCAGUGCAGGCAGCUGUGUCAAUCGUUUCCCCUCCAGGGACCCGCCGGUGUCUAGGGACGGUGGGUUGUGCAGCUGCGCUAGGCCUGCUGGGGCCGCCGCCCCGGAGCGGGGAGGCGGGGAGCUCGCGGCUCGGAGCCGCCCUCGACCCGGCCUGGCCAGUGCUGGCCCGGCGCAGUGAGAAGCCUGCCCCUUCUUCCACAAUUGGAUAUUUACUUUGCACCCAGAGGGUACCAAGUUCCUUCAAUAUAUUCAGGAUGGGGGAGGGGGAGAACAUGAAGAACCUACUCUGCAUCAGGUGUGAUGCCAGGCUCUUCCGGAAGGCUUCAUUUGCAUCCCUGCCUGUUAUCCCUGUUUUACAGGUGAGAAAAUGGAGGAUUGGCAUCUGCUCAAGUGAGGGCAAAAAUCUUUGCCUGCCUUGUUUUCUGCUGUAUCCCUGCCGCCUCCAAGAGUGUGUGGCACAUAGAUAAUUGGAAUAUGUUCUCCAGAGAUAGUGACAUCCUUUGGGCAAUAAACUGCUGUCUAGGUAGUUGAACGACAAAGCAAGGGAAAUUCCUUGGGGACAUGUUGCCUGACAAGGAUUGGUACCCAGCAACCUCUAACCCUUGUCUCGAAACAGCCCUCCUCUCCCCAGGGUCCUCACCCCUAAUGCUCUAUGAUACCCCUCCCCCCCAACAAAAACCCUCCUGGAGCUUCCCAUCACCAAGACUAAAAUCCAAAAUCCUUAUCAUGGCCCUGCAUGAUCUGGCCCCUGACUACUCCUAUCCCUAUUCUUUCCCACUUUGCCAAGCCUGCUUCUGUCUACUUCUAGAACCUGCCAAAUGAGCUCUUGCCUCAGGGCCUUUGUACAUGCUGUUCCCUCCACUAGUCCUGGAGAUAUGCACAGGACUCACUCCCUUGCCUCUGUCAGGUCUUCACUCACAUGUCUCCUCAGUAGUGCCUACCCUGAUGCUAUUUAAAUUAAACCCCCCACUUUUCCAUCCCAGCCCUUCGUAUCUCUCCCUGUUAUUUUUCUCUGUAGGAGUCAUCAUGUUUGUUUUACAUAUUAACUUGUUUAUUAUCUAUUUCCUUCUACUAGGAUAUAAACUCUGUGAGGACAGGGGUUGUUGACUUGUUCCCUGCUGUAUGCCCAGCACACCUAGAAUCGUACCUUACAUGCAGAAAGUGUGCCAUAAAUAUUUUUGACUGCAUACCUCCUAAAUAUGUUCAACUCUUCUAUAUCUUUACUAGUUUUUUGUGUGUGCCUGGCCUAUCAAUAAUUGCACAAGGUACAUUGAAACCUCCCACUAUAAGAGUAAUUUUGUCAAUUUCUCCCUAUAGUUCUAUUUUUGUUUUUAUAUUUUGAGGAUAUUUUAUUGGGCACAUACAAGUUUAGCAUUGUUAUAACUUCCUGGUGGAGUUGAAAGCUUUUUAAGUAUAAUGGAAGAUUAGUUGCAAAAAUCACCCAAAUUUUCCCUUCCUCCCUGAAUGCACACCUUUUGCAAUGUGACUUUGCAGCUCCUCCCAGAAACUGGGCUGGCUUUGUAACUUUUGAUGGCCAAGAGAAUGUGGCAGAAGUGAUGUAGUUCUGAACCUGAGC